GUGAGUCACUCGUGUCGUUGUGUCUGACCGUUUUGUAUAGGUACAAUUCACAUUUUACACGUGUGUAUGUUCAAUGCAUGUCACAAAGGUGAUAUUCAGCAUAAAACGUAUUAGAUGUAAACGAGUAAACAACUUGACAGGUGUGCAAACUCUUGACAGGCACAGCCGCUAUGUUCCUACCACUAGGUGUCGCUGUAAUUGUUGUGUUUCUUACACUGAAGUGGACGUUAAGUCGCCUAAGGAUCAAACAGAAAAACAGUGACCUUUACGUACUUAUAACCGGAUGUGACACCGGGUUUGGCCUCCUGGCGGCAAAGUCUUUUGCCGAAAGGGGGAUAAAUGUGUUUGCCGCCUACCUGAAGGAGUUUGGCGCAGAUACGGAAUUAAAUCAGCGCUUGAUUCCGAUACAACUUGACGUCACAAAGGAAGAUGAUAUAAAGAAUGCCGUCAAGACGAUCUCCAACAAGUUGCCCCCAAACUUUGGACUUUGGGCAGUAAUCAACAAUGCAGGCGUGUCUCUACAUACGGGUCUCUGCGAAUCCCAAACGGUGGAGAACUUUAACGAUUGUCUCAAAGUGAAUUUGUUUGGACAGGUCUUAAUCAUUAAGCAUUUUCUUCCGCUACUGCGGAAAUCCUCGGGACGUAUUGUUAACACGGCAAGCAUAGCGGGAAGAUUCGCUUUUCCAUUUUCAUCUCCGUAUGUCGUUUCUAAAUUUGCCGUGGAAGGUUAUUCAGAAUGUUUAAGACGAGAGUUGUAUGUACAGGGUGUGUCGGUACACGUGGUGGAGCCCGGGGUCUUCGACACGGGGAUGCUGAACCGCGCCAAACCCACCGAGUUCUUCCAGAAGUCAUUCGAUACACUCCCGGAUAAUGUCAAGGACUAUUAUGGCAGAGAUUACGUACAAAAAUUGUCUACAGGGCUGUCUAAAUUCAAGGGGAGCAAGGACUUUGGUCAGGUGACGGAGGCUUACUACCACGCGGUGACGGGGCGGUACCCCCAGGCCUAUUACAGGGUGGGCUGGGACGCCAAGACUGUGUUCACUCUCCUCAUCAACCUCCCCACGGGGGUCACGGACUAUUUGAUUGCGCGGAGUCAGGCCAAACCGGCUAGCGCAAGAUGAUGUCACUAGCAUACUAUGCAUAAGAUUCAGACUUCAAGUCACUAAGUGCAUGAAAAUAUAUAAAUUGAACAUUGCAACCUCGGAAAAUACCUGUGUCACGCAUCUACUAGAAGAAGUACUUUUACACACGCAAAAUCCACUUGAAUGCCUGUUAAUAAUGUCGUAGUAUAUAAAAAUAUAUCCAAAUAGAAAAAUAUCCUAUAACAUAAAAAUAUAAAUUUGAAAUUACGUAGUGGAAAUCUUCACAUUGCGGAGAUAAGAAUUUUUUUUAGAAAAUAAUGAAAGAUAGGUCGCGUCUGACCUUAACCCCAAAAGUACAUGAUUUACAAGUUUACCUAGUGUACAUGAUGUAUAUUUAUAGUACAAGUACUUGCUAGUUAAUUACAUUUACAUGACACUGUAUUACAUUUAACAUCAUUGUUAAUAUAUCACUGUAUAUAUUUACUAUCUAGUGUAUCAUAUGGCACAAUUUAACAAAAUAAAGGAAUUGAACGAAAAUCAAUAGUAAACGCAAGUUUUUUCGGGUUCAGUAUGAUUUUCUUUAUGUUUAGUUAAAUAGCCAUACAAUCGCGGGUUGUUGUUA
Molecule: messenger RNA, 1704 nt
Organism: Magallana angulata
Lineage: Eukaryota; Metazoa; Mollusca; Bivalvia; Ostreida; Ostreidae
Product: 17-beta-hydroxysteroid dehydrogenase type 6-like
Exons: 5
Coding region: 171-1121 (316 amino acids)
Molecular function (GO): oxidoreductase activity
Source: RefSeq, a predicted model, not a curated record